Molecule: messenger RNA, 1757 nt
Organism: Fundulus heteroclitus (mummichog)
Lineage: Eukaryota; Metazoa; Chordata; Actinopteri; Cyprinodontiformes; Fundulidae
Exons: 9
Coding region: 117-1757 (546 amino acids)
Source: RefSeq, a predicted model, not a curated record
CUCCAAAAGAUACAUCAGUUCAAACAGACAGCUGCCUUCAGACCAGGAUUCAGCUCCAGGUUACAGACCUUCAGGUAAAAGUGUUUCCUGCCACAGAGGGACAGAAAGUAACUCUGAUGUGUUCAACCAGCUGUUAUGGGACUGAAAGCCCUGCAGCUAUCAUCUGGUACCAGAACAGCGAGUUCCUCUAUGAGGACUGGUCCCCCUGGUACCAAGAACUGGUCACCAGUGAUCCGGCAGUCAGAUACUCCUGUGCUAUCAAAGGCUACGAGGAUUUCAGAGCUCCUGAGGUCUCAGUGGAUUCUGUCACACGGAGCUGCUUCAGUGUGACCUACGCUGGAGGCACAAUGUGUUCCUACAGCCAGACGUCAGAGGAGCAGCCCUGCUCCAUCACAUUUCCUACAGAACUUUAUGUUGAAACAAAGGACUCAGCUCCUGACCAUUUCAAGAUGAUCUGUAACUCCAGCUGUUCUCAGACUGACUUUCAAGUCCUUCAGUUGUAUAGAAACACACAAGAUGGUCUACAGAAAGCUGAUCAAACCACUGUAUUUACCAGCUCAUCCAUAGAGAUUUUUUUCUGUUCUGUGAAGAAUCCUGAUUAUCUGCUUUCUGAUCAAGUUUGUCUUAAUGGUUCCAACUGCUGGACUGUGAACUAUGUGAGCAGGAGAAUCUGUGGCCUGAAAGGUUCAUCAGUGAACAUCUCCAGCAAAUACUCACUUCCUGAAAACAUGCAGGUACAGGCUAAACGCUGGUAUAAAGUGAAGAGAAAUGCAAAGCAGGAAGUCGAACAGCUGGUGAAGGAUGAAGGUGAUGUGAAGUAUCAGGAUAACAUGGGGAACAAACACAUCCUCAGAUUAAACAACCUGGAUCCGAAGGACUCAGGAGAAUACAAGUUCAGAGUGGAACUAAAGGAUUAUGACCUGGAAAAGUAUGUUUAUCCAGGAGUUACUCUGAUCGUAACAGAGCUGCGGGUGGAUCUGAGACCUGCUGCAGAGGUGACUGAGGGUCAGAGAGUCACAUUAACCUGCAGCACCAGCUGUCCUCUCAGUAAAAACACAAAGUACAUUUGGUAUUUGAACAGCCAGCCUCUGAGUCUGACAAAAACACACAACAAGCAGCUGAUUAUAGAUGCAGUCAGCAGUCAGGAUGAAGGAAACUACUCCUGUGCUGUUGAAACGAUCAGCUCAGCUGCAAAGACUCUGACUGUCCAGAGAAGAACAGCAAACUGGAGAGCAGCAGCUGCAGGAGCUUCUGCUGCUCUCCUGGUUUUUAUUCCUCUCGUUGUCUUCAUGAUAUGGAAAUAUAAAACUUCUCAUCAGUCUUCUACAAAUGAAUCCGUCAACAAUACAGAUGAGAUAAACCUGGGACAUACAGAGUACAAUAAGAAUAUGGGUGGGAUGGACCUGCUGGAGUCUCUCAUUGCACUGUACCGCAACAAAAUAAGGUUGAAGAAGUGGUAUCACGGGCUGAUGUUACACUUUAUUGACAUGAUGAUCGUGACUGCCUGGCUGCUCUACAAGAGAGACUGCAACACCAAUGGGAUGACAAAAAAGGAACAGAUGAAGCUUUAUACGUUCAAGUCGUAUAUCGCAGAAAGCUUGUGCAGAAGUGGCAAGAAUCUGGAGCGUAAGAGAGGUCGUACCAGUUCCACAAUUGCUGGGGAGUAUGAAGAAAAGAAGAGAAGAGGACCCAUUACACCCAUUCCAGGCCCCGAUGUGCAUCUGGUACGCCACAUCCCACUGGAUGGUCAUGGAUGA